AUGUGGUUACAAUUGGUAUACAUAUCAUGUAGUCUGUUGCUGAUCAGAGCUGCUUCAGCUGAAGGCGCGGAACUAAAUAACAUUAACCUAAGUCAAUAUAGAAAGUGUGUUCACCAAAGCGGAGAAGAAGCUAGAUGUGUCAAGAAAUCACUUUGCAAACAGUUGCCUCUUUUGGACGAAAGUAUUGGAUUUACUUAUAGAGAAUUAGUAGCGGGUAGUUGCCCAUACCUUCAAACUUGUUGCCCGGAGAGUCAAAUCAAUCUUACACUGCUGUCACACUAUUUAGUGACGAAACCCGUUGGAUGCGGUUACAGCAACCCUGGUGCCCAUGUUUUGAGAGAAUUGGCGAGCAAUAACGGCUAUGCGGAAUUCGGAGAAUUCCCUUGGAUGGUCGCUUUGUUGAAAAAAAACGUACCUGGUAAUAAAUUUCACGACACAUACAUCGGAGGGGGGACACUUAUAGAUGCUUCAGUGGUUUUGACAGUAGCUCACAAAGUCGAUGAAAUCGCAGCUUUCGAUGUGAAUAUGUUUUUAAUACAUAAGCAUAUCCUUAGACUAAGCUUGACUUUGACGAACAUACACCAAGAUUCAUCAGCAGACCUGUUGGCGUGUCGCGCCGGUGAAUGGAAUAUAAGUACAAUUGACGAAGUCUACCCACAUCAGGACAGAGACGCGAGAAAGAUAAUCAUACACGAACAAUACAAUAGGAUUUACACGCACUACGACUUCGCUCUGAUUAUCUUGGAGAAACCCUUCGAUCUUGAUGACGCCCCUCACAUUGGAGUAGCCUGCCUGGAGCACAGGCCGCCACAAACUGGCACAGAAUGCUACAGCAUGGGAUGGGGAGAAGACUUUAGGACGGGUGAAAAGAAAUAUCCCACCGUACUUAAAAAGCUAAAGCUACCCAUUGUCGAUGGUAACAAAUGUCAGAACCAAUACAGAAACAGUCGUCUAGGUAGCUACUACAAUUUGCACAAGUCAUUCAUUUGCGCUGGCGGAGUACCGAACGUAGACACGUGCUUGGGAGACGGAGGUGCCUCUCUAGUUUGCCCCGUUGCUGACGAGGAAUACAUUCGUUAUUCAGCUGUCGGAAUGGCAAUGUAUGGAUUGGAAUGUGGAAUAAACCUUCCAGGAGUUUACGCCAAAAUACCUGAAGUGUACAACUGGGUGUUAACACAAUUCGUUCUGGAAGGAUUCAACGAUGCAAAAUUUAAAACGUUGUAAUGAACUGCUGAUAUUGGCAACUUGGUGGAAAAGAAAUUGUCUGUAUGGUAAGCGGAUACCACGGCGUAUGGACGUUUGCAACACGAGGAGCAGUACCAGUGCUUUGUCGACCCUAUCCCCGAACUGGAGCUCUGGUUACCUUACUUAACAGUGAAACACAAAACUGUUUGAGAGCAGCGCUAAUUAGCUGUGAUGUUCUGUAAGAUUGAGAUACUUCGAAAUUA
Melitaea cinxia (Glanville fritillary) is the source of this 1448-nucleotide messenger RNA. RefSeq names its product phenoloxidase-activating factor 2-like. Gene Ontology annotation, biological process: proteolysis. Lineage: Eukaryota; Metazoa; Arthropoda; Insecta; Lepidoptera; Nymphalidae. Gene Ontology annotation, molecular function: serine-type endopeptidase activity. The record is from RefSeq and is a predicted model, not a curated record. The transcript is spliced from 9 exons. The coding region runs from base 1 to 1224 and encodes 407 amino acids.